This is a messenger RNA of Chrysemys picta bellii (western painted turtle), 6850 nucleotides long. The record is from RefSeq and is a predicted model, not a curated record. NCBI's taxonomy places the organism in Eukaryota, Metazoa, Chordata, Testudines, Emydidae.
GGCAGGCACCAGGGAUCGAGGAGGAACUAAAAAGUUAUCGACUUUCAGUGUGGCUGGAGUGGCUCAGUCUCUGUGCAGCCUGGGGCGCUGGGGGACUCUGCUGCAGCUCUUCCUGCACCAUGAAGGAGACUCUGUUCAAGGGGAACUUCUGGAGUACCGAUUUAACGAGCACAGUUGGCUACGACAGCAUCAUUCAACAUCUGAAUGAUGGCAGGAAGAACUGCAAGGAAUUUGAAGACUUUCUGAAGGAAAGGGCAACUAUAGAAGAAAAAUAUGGCAAAGAACUCAUUAACCUGACAAAGAAGAAGCCUUGUGGGCAGACAGAAUUGAACACCCUGAAGAGAGCUCUUGAAGUGUUUGUAGAUGGCGUAGGGCAGAGUCACAUUCAGUUGGCCCAGACCCUUCGGGAAGAGGCAAGGAAGAUGGAGGACUUCAGGGAAAAGCAAAAACGUCAUCAGAAAAAGCUGGAGCUUGUAAUGGAUGCUAUUCAUAAAAAUAGGAAUUUGCAGUACAAGAAAACAGUGGAGGCAAAGAGGCUGUAUGAGCAGCGAUGCAGGGAUAAAGAUGAAGCGGAACAGGCCGUGCACCGCAAUGCAAACCUUGUAACACAAAAGCAACAAGAAAAGCUGUUUGUAAAGUUGGCUCAGAGCAAGUCAGCUCUGGAAGAUUCUGACAGACAAUAUCAGCUGAAUGUUGGUGCGCUUGAGAAGAUCAGGGAAGAAUGGCAGAAUGAACACACCAAAGCCUGCGAGUUCCUUGAGACCCAGGAGUACGAACGGAUAAACUACUUCCGCAAUGCGCUGUGGCUACACCUUAACCAGCUCUCUCAGGAGUGCGUCCAGAGUGAUGAGAGAUACGAAGAAACCCGGCGGAGUCUAGAAAUGUGCAGCAUCGAGAAGGAUAUCGAAUUUUUUGUCAAUUUCCGUAAAACCGGAAGUAUGCCCCCAGCUCCUGUGAUCUAUGAAAAUUACUAUAACACACAAAGAAAUACAACUUCAACAAGAAAUCAGGCCCCAGCACCUGGGAUAGGGAGGAGAGGACCAUUACCAAUCCCUGUGAGUGGGCCAGGUGACCCUGAUUACGCUACGAUUGAUGGUUACAGUUUAAUACAUCACUAGCCUGAGCUGGUCUCAAAGCUGCUUGCCCAGUAGUGCCACUGAGUGCAAAAAUUAGUCGUCUGAUCCACCCAUCCGAGACCAUGUAUUCAGUUGCAAUUCCAGCAUCGGGCCCAGUGAUACAGCAUGGAACUGUUUCUUCUUUUAAAAAAUAUUUUGAAACUUUAGGGUAAUUAUUUUGUAUGUUUUGAGGAUCCACACGAGGUCCAACAAGGUCCCUCUUCCUUCACGGCGACAAACUACACGGGCUGAUGUCCUAUUUUCAAGGUCAGAAAGGAGGACGUUGAAUCUCUGAAUAAUAUUCGCUGAUCCAAUGGAAUCUCCCCUAUCAAUAAGAGAGGCUUGUGUUCUGGUGUUGGUGGCAGUUCUUUGUGAUGUGCAAACCUCAACAUCUGUGUGGAAGACUCUAAAGGAUUUAAAAAAAAAAAAAAGAAUCUCUGCUCACCAUGACGACUGAGAAUUCACAUGUGCCACCGUCGUGCUGCCAAUGGGAAUCAUGUGCAGUGCUUUGGGCAUGCCGGGGCGUGUGCAUAGUACACAGGUCACAGUAAGGUUUGGGUCUGGUACGCUUGAUUUUCACCAGGGUGAUUAAGAUCAUAGCCUAGCCCUAAUUGUGGGAGUGCUCAUUAGACUGCUUACUCAUGGCAACGCUGAGAGUUAGAACUCGAGAGGUAUUUAUAUGGCUGUACUGUGCAUUUGCGCCAGGCUACGCAGUGAUAUUGGAAGAAGUUGAUUCAUAUCCUGUCUCUAUCUAUCACGCUUCAGGAGCCUGUUUGGAUGACAUGAAUGGUCCAUUGACUUAAAUAUGGGUUCUGAUGAGAGGAAGGUGAACAAGUUAUGGCCCUUCAGUAGUUACCUACCUCCCUUCCCGGGUUCUAUUGUGUCAUAGCAGUACAAUACAAAACCAUCCUUGCAGGUCCAGGCUGGUGCCCCCUCCAUUCUUCUUGAAUAACUGGAGGACAUGAGCUGGCCCCCGGAGAGGUACAUCCGAAGGCAGGGCUUGCCGCUCUUCAGCUACGCACCACUUAGCCUGCCCUCGACAGAUUCUGCAAACUCCAAUCAGGCUAAUCUGUGUGAGCAGCUGGACUCUUGGGUGCAUUUUUUUUGACCAGGACCCAGAGUCAGAACCUCGUGAGGUUUUGCCCAUUGGAGGACAGUGUCAGCUGCUUCUUCUAUCUUUUGUGUUCCACUGUCCAAUACGCUUGAAAAUAAAAGAAAUAAUAUUUUCUUAUUGCCUUUUCCUGUCUCCAUUUAGCAAACCUUUCCCCACGCCCCCCAUUUCUUGGGGUCUGAUCCUGCUCCCAUUGAAGUCAAUGGCAGAAUUCCCAUUUGUUAUCAAUGUUGUGGGAUCUGGCUCUUUCGUUUCUAAUAAAGCACAAACUAACUUGGUUACUGUUGUUGGCCUCUCUGCAAAGCUCAUUUCCUGACCAGAACUUCCCCAGCCUUCAUGUCCAUGUCCAUCUCCAUUGGCUGUUACCUGUCAGGUGCACAGACACUGAUGAAGUCUGCCCAUAUGUGUGUAGCUCUUGAUGCGAGCGUGUGCAGGUUUUAAUUUCUUGCUGUAGAGGAACAGGGAUGAUUCUGCAUCAAAUUGUGUCUGAGCUAUGUGUGACUUUGUACAAACCUAGGGAAUGUCGCUUUGUUUCCUUGUGUGGGAAAGACCCCAAUGUGAUAAGUGAGAUUUGAAUUCUGCCCUGCUACAUUUUAAUGAUCUGUAUGAAAUGCACAAUUAGAGGAAUACGUUGUCUUAUAAAAAAAAAUGUUAAAUAUCCUGAUAUAAUUUUAUAUUGUAGAUUAUUUUUAAUCUCAAUCUCUCUCUAUAUAUAUAUUUAUUUCAGAUUUGAGGCUUGCAUACUGAACAUGUAAUUAUAUAUGCUCUAAAAUAAACUUCAAGCUGGGGGGGUGAAUUUGCUCCUCCGUCCUGCAUAGAUGGGUUAUAACCACAAGUACAAUGUGCAGGCAGGAGGCAUUGAAGAUUACAGAGCUCUGCUACUGCACCUGUUUUCCUGAUCUAACCUCUCUCUGCUCUGCCAGUCCCAGUCCUCCCUUUGGAUCUUGGUCCUACACUACAGCCCACUACUCUUUCAAAUCUCACCCCCCCCACCCAAGAGUUAUAAAUUAAUGGAGAUAUCCCAUCUCCUAGAACUGGAAGGGACCUUGAAAGGUCAUCAAGUCCAGCCCCCUGCCUUCACUAGCAGGACCAAGGACUGAUUUUGCCCCAGAUCCCUAAGUGGCCCCCUUAAGGAUUGAACUCACAACCCUGGGUUUAGCAGGCCAAUGCUCAAACCACUGAGCUAUCCCUCCCCCCAUCGAUGUUUCCCAACCCAAUCGAUCUAAAGUAUUAAUUGAGCGCUGGUCAUUGUAGCAUGUAAGUGCUGGUCUGUGUUCCUCUUCUGCUGGGCCUUUGAUGCAAACUUGCCAAUGCAGCACAACCCUCUAUGCUAUUCCAGUCCUGGGUCUCCAAAACCAUUCGGCCAGUGCACCUCAAUGCUCACCUUGAGCUUGUUGGGGUAUAGACUUCUGCUUUCCUCCCGUUCUGGAAUGCGAAGCCACUAGCACAUAUACUGUGUCUAUUCCAGUGCAAGACCACCUACAGAUGUAUGGAACUUCAGUGACUGGAUCUCCAUAUAUGAUGGCCCAUUGGGCAGACUCUGUUUUUUCUCUUGCCUCAGUUUGGGGAGGGAGUGGGGGUGGGAAACUGAUACCACAGGUUCCUGUAAAUGCAAGUGAAGCCCUGACUUUAAUGUGGUUGAAAAUGAUGAUAUAACACUCAUUGAAUUUAAACAGCGGUUCUCCCUCUUUUCCAUCCUAGGCCCCCUUCCCAUCUAGCUGAAAUCUCCAUUUAGCAACAUGGGAAGGAUGGGGUGAUGGUGAUCCCAACAUUUGUUUGUGACAGUCCCUAUCCCUGUUCUAGUAGUUGCAACUCCCAAGAUGAGAACCCCUUAUUUAAAAGAAGCCAGAAGCUGCUCAAGCCUGGAUUUCAUUUGUAAAUCCAGACCACAGAGCAUUAAAAGAACAAACAGGUAAAGUGCAGAUGAGAAAAUAUAUCAUUUAUCAUUGUGUUGUUACAAAUGCACACCAGAAUAGCUGAUACCACCUAGCACUUAUGUAGUGCUUUUUCAUCAUUUGUUCUCAAAGUGCUUAACUAAGGAGAUCAAUAUAAUUAUUCCCAUAACAACUUGAUCAGUCACCUAGCAGGUCAGUGGUACAGACAGGACUAGAAUCUAGGUCUCCUGAGUUCUAGUCCUGCAUUCUCUCCACUAGGCCACACAGUCUCAGCAUGAGAGAGAAUUGGUAGUAGUGACCAAAUGUUACUUCCAUCUGAAAGAGGUAGAAAGAGAAUUGACCCCAGAUCUACAGCUAGGGCCUUUCAUUAGAGAUUACUGGGAUGGCAGAAUAGUAAGGUCAGGAGCAUAGUAUAAGAACUAGUACUCACAAGCAUAUUGUACAAGAAGCUCCUUUUCUCUGCUGGGAUUUCCAGGUUGACUCAGGGCAGUAGAUGGUCUUUGUUUGUUUCUUGCCUCCAAAAACUGCAGCUCAAUACCUUUCAAAGUGGUGCACUGCGUUUUAGGCACAUAACUCACCAUAACUUUAAUGGAAGUCAUGCAGCUAAACCCACGUGCAUCACUUGAAAAAUGGAGGGGUUAAAAUGCAGCCCCAUAUUAGUUGCCCAGGAGUGACGCUCCUAUCUCAGUUCUGAGAGUAGGGAGAGCAAUUAUUUACUUAUUUAGUUGACAGCAGGACUCCAAUAAAGAAGUGCUUUUCAAAAGGAUCUUUUGAGUUCAGAGUGUAGUUAAUCACAGGGCAAUGUCAUGCACAUUUGAAAUGUGGAUCGCUUCACUGUAUUUGCUCUCUGAUUUAAAGAAGCCAGUCCUGAAAGCAAAAGCAAAAAGUACGAGUAUUCUGCCCAGCCAAUCUUAAAGAGAAAGAAAGCAAGCUGCCACCAAAAAUCAAGGUUCUUCUCUGAGUUGUCUUAGAGAGUGUCUAAAAUCACUUCAAAAUCACUAGGUCAGUACUCCCUAGAUAAGAGGAAGGUGUGAAACCACUAGCAAUGCAAUAUUGAGUUCAGUUUUUCAGGAGGUGAAUUAGGAUGGUGGUAGGCAUGUGGAAAUACUUUCAUUUGUAGCCUGAUGUUUUCAGUUUCUAAAGGAGUCUGGAAAGGCAGAUGGUUUCAAACCGUAAAAUGUUAAUGAUAAAAAUGCCAAGUGUGGUCAGUGGCUAUUGGAAAAGCUUUUUAUUAUUGUGAUUAGAGCAAUCGUAUGUAAGAGUGGGGAGGUAAAUUUGGAUCAUACCUGAAUUUAUUGAGAGUUUAGUACAACUGGGCUAAAGUGAAAGUUCACAAGCAAGUGGUAGGAGGAAGCUUUCAAUCUGGGGCCGCAGAACUCCACCAACCUACACUCGCCCCAGCCCUGCAGCUGCAGUAGGCUGCAGAGUUACAAGUGAUACAUCACCAGAAAAAACAACGAGGAGUCCUUGUGGCACCUUAGAGACUAACAAAUUUAUUUGGGCAUAAGCUUUCAUGGGCUAAAACCCACUUCAUCAGAUGCAUGGAGUGGAAACUACUGUAGGGAGGUAUAAAUAUACAGCCCAUGAAAAGAUGGGAGUCACCAGAAAAAAUUCUCAUUGGAUGAUUGUUUCCAAGGCAUGACAUUUGCUAGCUGCUUUUGGAAACAGUAACUUUUAUACAAAUUAAACCUGUGAAUAUCCUGCUGUAUUUUUCUGUGCACUUGCAGCACAGAGAUAACAGCUUUAACAUAGAAUGCAGCAAACUGAAUGAAAAGAGAAUUUGAGCUAAUUUGGAAAUUAAAGGCAAAACUCUGUUAUCUGCGCUGCAAAUUGCGAUUGUAUCUUUGCUACUCGUUGUGUGAACUGUCAUUGACACCAGUAGACUUGCCAAUGUUGUAACCAAUACAACAGAGCCCUGCAGGGCAGGUAAGUGAUCUGUAGUGUGACUCAGAUGGAGAGAACAUUAGUUAGCGGCAAUCAGAAUUUUAGGGUAGCUAAGCUGAUGUGGUACAGAAUAGGACAUCCGUUAAUGUGUCACAAAGAUAUGACUCACCACUGCAGUAAAGGAGAGGAAAAAAAAGCUUGAAGUAAAUUAGUGGAAGUUAUUUUUGCUUAUAUUUGCCUAUCUUUAAUGGGCUUCCUAACCAGGAUUUUGGUGCAAUGACAAAAGACACACAUACGCCAUAUCCCUUAAAGACUCCAAGGUCUUUGAAUUAUACCCAUUGCAUGGUGCCCUCGGAUUUUAAGGCUUUGUAUCCAUAGACCUUGCUGCAGAUUUUAGCAACCAUGCAUCCACAGUUUAACCUGUGCCUGAACACCAUGUGGUAGGUCAGUGUGGCUAGAUCCAACGCUGCUAGAAUGCUGGGGUUGGGGAAAGGGGGAAAUGUGCUACCCAGUAACAUCACAACUACCUACUGUCUCAUUGCUUGGAAAACGCAGCAGAACUGCUUGUUUGCAGAGACAUCCUUACAACAUACUUGUACAGAACUGUUUUUUGUUAAUAGAAAACGAAUGAGUUUUGACUGUUAAAUUAUCUGUGUGAUGAGAUUUGUCUGUGCUGAGUAAGAUGCGCAGUGCUAUAAAAAUAACACACAGGUGCUGAAGGGGCUGCUUUGGCAUUUUAUUGGAUUGUUUUGUAAACUUGUAAUGAUUUGUUUGUCAUGUUAAUUAAGAGCUAGCAGUUCCCUGCUAUCAUUUUUCUGAAUAGUUAAUAAAAUGGCCAUGAUACA